Schistosoma curassoni is the source of this 1788-nucleotide messenger RNA. Lineage: Eukaryota; Metazoa; Platyhelminthes; Trematoda; Strigeidida; Schistosomatidae. The record is from the annotation of a GenBank genome assembly.
AUGAAUCGUUUAAGAAGAACAUUCAGCUUUCGGAAACGAAAAAAGCAGAAUAAGAGUGAGGCUGGUGAUUCUUCAAAACCACAACAAUGGCUAGAUGAUGAAGUGAAAAUCAAGGAGGGAUUCUGUAGUUUCCAAGUUAAGUAUUUAGGGAAUAUUGAAGUUUAUGAGUCAAGAGGAAUGCAAGUAUGUGAAGAAGCGAUUAAAGCUCUAAGAAAAUCAAAGAAACCUCAAAAAGCUGUUUUAUCUGUCAGUGGUGAUGCUCUACGCGUUUCAGAUGACGUUAGCCAGCAUCUCAUCGUCGAUCAGACAAUUGAAAAAGUUUCAUUUUGUGCUCCUGAUAGAAAUCACGAGAAAGGAUUCGCAUAUAUAUGUCGCGAUGGAGCUACCCGCCGUUGGAUGUGUCACGCCUUUCUUGCCGUCAAGGAAUCCGGUGAACGGUUGUCUCAUGCUGUCGGAUGUGCUUUCGCUAUAUGUUUGGAGAAGAAACAAAGACGUGAACGAGAUGCUCUUCAGUUGGAGGCUUCAGAUGAUCGUCCAACUUUCGCUCGUGUUGGAUCGUUUCGUCCGGCUACUCUCGCUGAACGGCUACUGGAUCCUCAGUCUACUAUUGUAGUCGACCCAGUGCCAAAACCUAAUAAUAUAUCUUCAACAUUACCUACCACUAUAACUCGGGUGUCUUCACCAGUUAACCAUAUUGGAGCUAUCCCACGACCCCAUGCUAGUCCAUCAAUUAUUGAGCGACAAGGUUCGCUAAGAAUAUUUCCAAAAUUACAAGAGAAUAGUCCUUUCAAAAGAGAUCUUUCAUUACGUCUUGAAGGAGUUCCUUCAAAUGUACGCCGUUUGACCGGAAUAAUUCAAAGCGCACCCAUAGCGGAGGAACCAGAUACAGAAUUUGAACCAACAAAACUAGGAGUAUGUGCUAAAAAUAAUGGGCGACCUGAAAAAAACGAAUUAGUUACUGUAUGUUCUACGUCUAAUUGUAGCCCACCCAUAGUAGUGGCCAGUUCAUCUUCGAACCUUUCAAUUAUGAAUGGUCUAACUGUAGUAACUCAAUCAUUUGUACCUAGUAGCCAGUUUAAAAGUGAUUUCAAUCUUGAUCUUAGAACAUCACAGGCAUUUAUACCUCCAAUUAUUUCGGAUCCUUUUUCUGCUGCUCCAAUCAAUCCAGCUACAAUACAACGGCACUAUCAGAUGGAAUUGCAACAACAGACAGCCCAACAACAACACCAGCAAAUCACAGGUUCUUCACUACUAAGUUCCAAAGCUCCAACGGCUGUUGUUUCAACUAUCAGUUCUACACCAACUUCACCAUUUUUAGGCGGACCACCAAUUGCUGCUCCAACUGUAUCGACUAAUACUUUUAAUUCUAGUCCAUGGGCAGUCACAUAUCCACAGAUGCAACAAUUUAACAAAUCUAUUAUUCAGUAUAGUUCAAAUUUACCAAGUUCUCCUACUGGUACAGUGAAUUCUCAAACAAAUCUAACUUAUCCUUCCAAUGGUGUUUUAAAAUCAGGUUCCACAAAUCCAUGGUCAUCAUCAAUCGGAUUGGUUGAUGGAAGAAACGUUAGUAAUGCAAACUGGCAACCUUCAUCACCAUCGUCAUUGCCACCUGCUCUUCUACCUCCAGAACCUGAUUGUCUUUCGGAUCCAUUCGAUUUAGGUUGGGUGGAUAGAGCUACAGCUGGUGUAUCGAAUACAUCAAGUGGACGAGGCAUUAGUAAUCCAUUUCUAAUUGCUAAUGGGGGUGGUGAUGAUAUCCCCAAUCCAAAUGCAUCAUCUGUUCAUUAA